CUCUCUCUCUCUCUCUCUCUGUCUCUCUCCCUUGACAUGUGCUUGCUGCCUGCAGGUUUCUUCUAACUCUCCCUCUCAGCAGGACAGAUUCUGUCCCCUUUCCCUCUCUUCUGCUCUGUUUACAGCUAUCCCCAGCCUCCACCCGCUAACCCCACCCUCCACCCGCUAACCCCACCCUCCACCAGCUCACCCCUGCCCCAUCUCCACCCGUCUGCCCCGGACCCCUGCUGCUCCUCCUAAUAGUGUUCAGAUCCUGUUUCUCCUCCUUCUCCUCCCUACUCUGAAACACUGACUUCAUUCAUUCCCUUUGUGGCAUUCCCCUCCUCUGCUCCCUCUCUCCCUCUCCCUCCCUUCUGUCUUGGGACUUGACUACCGGGAGACCACGUCCCCUGUGUUACUGGACUACAGGAAGACCACGUCCCCUGUGUUACUGGGCUACAGGAAGACCACGUCCCCUGUGUUACUGGACUACAGGAAGACCACGUCCCCUGUGUUACUGGACUACAGGAAGACCACGUCCCCUGUGUUACUGGACUACAGGAAGACCACGUCCCCUGAGUUACUGGACUACAGGAAGACCACGUCCCCUGUGUUACUGGACUACAGGAAGACCACGUCCCCUGUGUUACUGGACUACUCCUCUUCUCUCUCCUCUCUCCUUUCUCCUCUUUCCUCUCCUGCUCUCCUCCUCUCCUCUUCUGUCUCUUGAGACUGGCCAGAGGACAUCUGCGGCCCAGAGAGACGGACGAGUUAGGAAACGCUUGUGGAUUGGAUUACUUAGACGAGCAGCCAAGAGAGACCAGCAGAGACCAGGAGAGACCAGGAGAGGAGCAGGGUUUGAGAGAGGAGAGGUCCGGGCUCCAUGGCGGCCCCUCUCGCUCUGCUGCUGUUUCUCCUGGUUCUGGCCCCUGAGAGCCGGGCUGCCAGGAGGCUUGUGAAGAGAGGUCUCCACCAGAAGGACUACGAGUACCCCAACCAGGCCCUCCCUGCGGGCCACCAGAAGAACGACCGCUGCCCGCCGCCGCCACAGAGGCUCCCGGAGAGGGCCUGCGAGGCCCCGGGCUGCCGCUCCGACUCAGAGUGCGAGCGCCACAAACGAUGCUGCUACAACGGCUGCAUCUACGCCUGCCUGGAGUCCGUCCAGCCGCCGCCAGUUCUAGACUGGCUGGUGCAGCCCAAGCCGCGGUGGCUGGGGGGAAACGGAUGGCUGCUUGACGGGCCAGAGGAGGCACUGCAGGCCGAGGCGUGCAGCACCACGGAGGACGGGGACGAGCCGCUCCACUGCCCCACGGGGUACGAGUGCCACAUCAUCAGCCCCGGGAACCCAGCGGCCGGCGUCCCCAACCGGGGCCAGUGCAUCAGGCAGCGCGGGAACUCAGACGGACGAAACCUGAGACACAAAUACUUCAAGGACUACAAGGAUUACUACGGAAGUGACACCAACAACGCAGUAGGCUACGAGAAGCCCCACCACAGGAACCUGGGCUGAAGAGCCCCCCGCAGACCCAGCCCUCCUGUCUCCGUCUGGGGACCCCCUGGACCACCCUGGACCACCUGGGCCCACCCUGGACCACCCUGGACCCCAAAGGACCCCCCCAGGACCACCCUGGACACCCCUGACACCCCUGGACCCGGCACACCCAGCCCUCUUGUCUCCGUCUGGGGAUCACCCUGGACCACCCUGGACCCCACAGGACCCCGGUCCCCCCCACUCAUUCCCCGGCCCCUUCGCCUCCCCCCCUCCCCUCGCCCCCUCGCCCCCUCCCCCCCUCCCCUCGCCCCCUCCAUGGACCCCGACGGCCCCUCGUCACAUGCGGAGCCCCUCACAUUCGAUUGUUCGCAAUGUGAAUAUUUUCUGACCAAAGAACCAUUAGCAGGACUUUAAAUACCUGGUGGCCAGGUCAUGGACAGCGAGGACAUGGAGGUCAGCCCAGGGAUGUUCUGACUUCAUCUGAUCUCAGAAAUAGAUCUAUUCUUGACAUCUUUCCUCCUCUUUUGGUCUCCUACUCUUCUACUCUCUCCUCUCUUCUACUCUCUCCUCUCCUCUCUCUUCCUCUCCUCCUCUCCUCUCUCCUGUUCUCUUCUCUCUUCCCCUCUCCUCUUGUCUCUUCUCCUCUCUCUCCUCUCCUCUUUCCUCUCCUCUCCUCUCCUCUCCUCUCCUCUUCAACCCACAGCUAAAUUUAAACGAGAUGAUGACAUUCAUUUUUCUGGAUUAAUGUUUUUUCAAAUUUUGCUAAAUUUCAAAGCUGGGGUGAUAACCCUGGGUCCACAUUUACAUUUUAACCAAAUACAUCUCCUGAUCGAACGAUCAUUUUAAUCAAGUCAUAUCCAUGAUCCAAUAUAAAUAGAAACCCUAGUUAUAUCCCGAGGUAUAUAGGAGUGUUUCUGACUGGAUACUGACGCCGACACAAUGAAGCUAUAACCAACGACAUGUAAGAAAGUCAUUUCUGUUCCUCUGUGACGACGCCAGGGGUGCUGCGUGGGCCCCCGGCCUCAGAGCGGACACUGAGCUGCUCUGUGGAGAGAGAGCUGACGGGUCGAGGCUGACCAAUGGUGCUAUCAGAAAUAAAACUCAUCAUACGCAGGAAACAGUCACAGUUUAUUCAUUGACUUCAACAGGAUCUCCACCCUCCCGUCUCCAUCAGGACAUAGCUCCUCCAACCAGAGGGCUCAGGGUGGAGUAGGGGCACCAUCACACCACGACCAAGAAUAAAAUAUGUCAGGCGCCUCA
Messenger RNA from Gadus morhua (Atlantic cod), 2731 nucleotides. Its product is annotated as WAP four-disulfide core domain protein 1. Gene Ontology annotation, molecular function: peptidase inhibitor activity. The transcript is spliced from 6 exons. Gene Ontology annotation, biological process: regulation of cell growth. Gene Ontology annotation, cellular component: extracellular region. The record is from RefSeq and is a predicted model, not a curated record. Bases 863 to 1489 code for a protein of 208 amino acids. NCBI's taxonomy places the organism in Eukaryota, Metazoa, Chordata, Actinopteri, Gadiformes, Gadidae.